AUGCAGACAAUUUCCGAGUUCGGAUCCAUCAACGUCAGACGAGAUCGUGCUUUUUCAAAGGUAGAACGUUCGUCGUCCGAACUCGACGAUGACGACUCAGACUCGCCCCUCCGCGAGGGCCGCAGCACCCUCAGCUCUUUUGCUCCUUUCCCGUCGCGCCUUGGCCAGACAGAAGCACCUGCGCCAUCCCUCGAGCUUAUGAGAAGUCAAUUCGACGAUUCCGACGACGACGACAAGCUCGAAGGCCUUCCUCAUUCCAUCUCCAAGGUCUCCAACAGAGCACGCCUUGCUGCAAUCGGAACUGCAAGUCGCCUCUUCAAGGGCAAACGUCACAGUCGCAAUUCUUCCCACACCACUCCCCUUAAAUCCGACACGCCAGAUCGUCCAGCUCCCCUCGUGCUUGACAAGUGUAGCAACAAGCAACACCAUGCCUCAGUCGCAUCUAGCUCUGUCCUCAGCGGUGUGAGUUCCGUAAUUCGUCCAGCCCUCUUCAAUCAUCAUUCUGCUCCCUCGGAGCUCGGCUCCUCAUCUCAAGAGGACAGGAGCCGUAUCGUCGCUUCCACCGACCGAGACUUGAUCCGCGGUCUUCAGGGAGGUCCGAUAAAGACCCGCAGCAAGCCAGUAGAGCAAGCAAAGGCGCUUCCAAGCCCUCCAGAUCAUAACCGUCCCUCACAUCGUCGUCAAGUCUCGGUCGAUCCAAGACCCGCGUACGUUGAAGAAAGACAUCCACCUCCCUACUGCGCAUCCCAUGAGCUUCGCCUGCGUCAAGAGGCAAAUCUGAGGAAGUCGCAAUCCUCAACCACACUCCGAUCUGACGCACGCUAUCCACAGCGUAGCACGUCACCUCUGCCAGACGUGGCUGGUCCUCAGGCGAUCAAGCAGCUUCCACAGCGAGCUCAUCACGUAGAGCGCAGCGCUUGGGAGGCCAUGCUCGAUACUCCGCCAAGCACUGUCAGCGAUCAUAGCAGCACCAGCUGUACUCGAAACAUACAGACGCAGGCACCCACGGAGUCUCCACGCAAGCGCUUUCCUCAGCGUCUGCCCCCGCAAAAGCCUCCCCCGCAGACGUGUCUGCCUCCGCCCCCACCUUCUAAGGGCCCAACAGGUGACCAGCCUCCCUCCUUUGCGUCCAAAAUAUCAGCUGAGAUUGUUACGCCUGGGGACAAGGCGGUUCCAGCCUCAGACGAUGGGCCCCUUACCUGCCCGGCGCCACUACAGCGUGUCUCGCAAGCGAUCCCGGACCGAGCGUCUUCGCUGCGACAGGACUCUCAGGUGACGCUCGACGUUGGCGGAACCAAGUAUGUUACCUUGGUCUCUACGCUUCAAGGCGCGCAUGGCGACAAACCGCGUCUUCUCGAGCUGCUGAAAGAUCGACGAGAGCAUCGCAAUCCAGAAGUUUUCGAUGCGCUCUGCAAGGACGCCUCUCUAGCUCGACGAAAGCGUGUCGACUCGACCCGGCCGCGUGCCUAUCGGAAGCGAUCCGACUCGGAUCAGAGCACUCGCAGUGCACUGUCCCAGCUGUCUGAUGUCCUAGACGACGCGAGUGUUGUCAAGAAGCUGACUAGCGAGCUCAAUGCCGCGCUGGAUUCGAUGAAGGGCGUGGAAGGAUCACCGUCGUGCAGCUCAUUGCCUGCGUCGAGCUCUGACUCUGGCUCGAACUCGGAUUCGGACGCCUCAACUUGCCGUACCAGCGACAUGUCGGAUGCUUCGAGCUGGUCGAAGGAAGCGCCAAAAGCCGAGAACGUUCACAGCACGGACGAAGACAAGCAAGACAAGGAUCUUUCGCCGCACCACCUCCUUCCAAGUCCGCCCCCGGACCGUUCAUCGACUACAAGCCCUGCUUCACCGCCGAGCAUCUUCGUGGAUCGAAACGCCGACCUCUACCGCGACUUGCUCGACAUUCUUCGCGCUCACAAACUGCCUUACCGGCUUCGAGCAUCCUUCGUCGUCGCGUCCACCUCAUCGUCGAGCAGCAACCCUCAAGAAGAUGGAGAUCGAGCGAUUAAGUUUCAGCUCCGAUGCCGUCUGCAUGAGGUCAAGGACGAAGCAGAGUGGCUGGGAUAUCAGUCCAUCGUCACGAUGUGCGAGCAAGAGCUUGCUGCCAUUUGA
This is a messenger RNA of Kalmanozyma brasiliensis GHG001, 2109 nucleotides long. RefSeq names its product BTB/POZ fold. The coding region runs from base 1 to 2109 and encodes 702 amino acids. The transcript has a single exon. The record is from RefSeq and is a predicted model, not a curated record. Lineage: Eukaryota; Fungi; Basidiomycota; Ustilaginomycetes; Ustilaginales.